Molecule: messenger RNA, 1422 nt
Organism: Acanthochromis polyacanthus (spiny chromis)
Lineage: Eukaryota; Metazoa; Chordata; Actinopteri; Pomacentridae
Gene: c3h19orf67
Product: chromosome 3 C19orf67 homolog
Exons: 5
Coding region: 154-1122 (322 amino acids)
Source: RefSeq, a predicted model, not a curated record
GCCAACUACAUGAUUGUGUUCCUCCAGAUACACACAUUGUUGUUAUUACAGAGUAUCGAUUCUAGAGUAAAAUGACUAAUUUCCUCCAUUUCUCUCAGUUUUUGAUGUUCAUUUGUGUUUCAGGGAUGGAUAACUCCCUGUUGCCGUUGGCAGAUGCUGCUCUGGCUCCACCUUCUGGUGCAAAUGUGCCCUGCAGAUGCCUGGAGGUCAGACGGAGGGAGGGGAGCCUCCAGUCCCUCCAGCUGCGGCUCCUGUUCCUUAAGAGCAAAGCAGAUUGCUUACAGAACUGCCUCGUCAGUGGGUAGGGUCCUGGCUGGUCAUGAUUCACUAUUUUUGUCUGGGUACUUCUACUAUUUUGUGAAGUUUCCUGUUUGUUCUGGCAGGCAGGGCUAUUUACAGGGAGAUGCUCUUGCUGCUGCAGUGGUCAGCCUCCUGCACACCUGCCAGCCUUACUUUAACUACCUGGAAUCCACAGCUAGGAGCACCAUGUUCCAACACAUCUAUCUGCCUGCUGACAUCUGCUUUCCAAGGCUGUUGGACUUCUCUCAGCAGCUGUGUGACAGGUUGGAGCAGCUGGUGUUGACCUUCGCCAGCUAUAAUCUUCUCUGUUUGGAUGACACUGAUCCUAUCGGUGUGUCUUACUUCUGCAUUGGUCAGUUUCAGCUCAACCAACUGAGGCUGACCAUUUUCCGUUACUGUAAGCCGACACCGUACCUGGCCCGGAUCAACACUGGACUGUACAAAUGCAUGCGCUGGAACGUGGAGCGACUCCAAGACAAACAGCAGAAAGACAAAGAGCAUGCAGGAGAGAGCGACGAGGAAGAAAGAGGCGUUGCAACUGACUACUACUUCCUGUGCUACGAGGACAUUCCAAAUGGCCACGCCUACACUGACGAGGACAACCAAAGCGUCUCUAAUUACAACAUGGUGAGGAUGUGGUCCAUCGGUCAGUGGGUGCAGCUGUACCCUGAUCCUGACACAGAGGAUAUCUUUGACUGGAUCUUGUGCGACGUCCCACAGGCCGACUAUCGCAGGCUGCUGUUUCUGGGCAGUGAUGAGCCGUCGUGCUGCAGCGCUACAGACUACCUGCAGCAGCUGCUGUCCUCACACCUGACAGGCUGACAUGAGGCGCUACAGGGUGAAUCGUGUCUGUUAAUGGAGAAGUCAUACCGCAUGUAGAGACUAGAGCAGUUCGACUCUCACAGGACGUUAAAGGAAAAUUGUUAAGCUAGUGUUCAGCUGAUGAGAGAUUCUCAGGUUAAACAUCUAGUUUCAAAUUCAGGACCGGUUGAUUCACACAGCGUCAAGUUUGUGUGACCACCUUCAAAGAGGAGAAGGUGUGUUUUCAUAAUAAGCUGUGUUAAAAGCAACGUUUUAUAGUCUAAGAUAGUUGUAUGAAGGAUACUGUGAUGUUUGCUGUUC